This is a messenger RNA of Marchantia polymorpha subsp. ruderalis, 2911 nucleotides long. NCBI's taxonomy places the organism in Eukaryota, Viridiplantae, Streptophyta, Marchantiopsida, Marchantiales, Marchantiaceae. The record is from the annotation of a GenBank genome assembly.
GUCGUCGUCACCCGAAGCACUCGAAGCAGCAGUUUUGGUAGCUCCGGCUUUAAUGCGCCCGAGAUUUCGAGCUCGCCGCGGCCAAUGGGCUGCGCGGCCUGCCAUCUCGCGCACCAGCAAGCCGCGCUCGGAACUUGUGAUCGCGCAGCGGGGACACGGUGUAAAGCAGAGCAGAGCAGGCAGGCGCGGAAGCCAGCGAGCGAGCGAGCGAGCAAAGCUUCAAAAGGGAGCGAGCGAGCGAGCCCUCAGAGGAUCGAACGAGCAGGUCUCGCGGACAGAUGCACGUCCGUCGGUCGGUCGGGCACAGCAUUGGAGAGUAGUGGGCAGGCCGAGAGCCCGCGUCAGAGGAGAGUCAGAGGCUCAGAGAGGAGAGGAGAGGAGAGGAGUUUGAUUUGCCUUGCCAUCAUGGGUGGCUCAAACGAUUUCCAGUUCACUCCUGUGGAGCAGAUGAGCACUUCUGAGACGAGUGAUUCCAAGUACAGAUACGUUAUUGUUAGAGCUCCGCGACUUGCAGGAAUUCCACUCAAAUGUUUCGUUUGGAUGUUGGAAAAUGGGAUAACAGCAAGCGUGAUCAAGCCCAAACUGAAGAAGGAUAAUUUGAUUACUAGGUUUUUUUCCAAUGCUAAGUAUGAAGAGCCACCCAUGUAUGUUUCGCAGUAUCCCGAAGAACUUGUGAGAUUGGAUCAAAACAAGGAUGGUUUUAUACAAGUCUUACACUCAACUCCACCAGCUGAGCGUGUGAAGGCCGCUGUCUCAUGUCUACCGUCUGUCGAGCUUGAGCGCCAUGAUGGGUUUCGACAUUGGACCAUACGAGAUUAUGCGGAGGCCUACCGAAAUGGAACUGUCACUCCGACUAUGGUCGCAGAGAGGUUCUUAUCAGCGCUGGAGGAGUCCAACAAGCAGGAUCCUCCCAUGAGCUUGUUUAUCAAUUAUGACGAGAAAGAUAUUCUUCGUCAAGCUGAAGAAUCAUCAGCGCGUUAUCUUAAAGGAGAGCAAUUGUCAGUCCUUGACGGUGUUCCAAUUGCUGUAAAAGACGAGAUAGAUUGUUUGCCCUAUCCUACCACAGGGGGCACAAAAUGGCUGCACAAGGUCAGAGAGACCAAAGAUGAUGCAGCGUGUAUCAAAAGACUUCGCGAGUGCGGAGCAGUUUUGGUGGGGAAAACAAAUAUGCAUGAACUGGGAAUGGGCACAACCAGCAUCAAUCCUCAUUAUGGGUCUCCUCGCAAUCCUUACGGAAAGGACAGAGUAUCAGGAGGAUCUUCAGGAGGAUCUGCUGCAGCAGUUGCUUCGGGUCUCGUCCCUGCCGCUUUGGGCGUCGAUGGAGGAGGAUCCGUUCGCAUGCCCGCAGGAUUAUGUGGAGUUGUCGGAUUGAAAGCUACGUUCGGGCGAACAUCCAAUGAAGGAAUUAUUCCUCUAAAUUGGACGGUGGGCAUGCUCGGGACUUUAACUGCAACUGUGGAGGAUGCUUUGAUCAUGUAUGCAGCCGUGCUUGGUCAUCUUCCACAAGAUCGAAUCGUGUCUAUACCUCCACCCGCUGCUUUCCCCAUCUCAGUGGGUCAUCCAGAGACAGAAGCAGGCAAAUUGGUUGGAGCCUUGAAGAUCGCGAAAUAUACUGAGUGGUUCGACGAUUCAGAUGAUGAUGUCAAGGAUGGAUGUUACAGAGCUUUGGAACUGCUUCAGCAAGCUUACGGGAACAAGAUAGUAGAGGUCACGGUUCCAGAGAUAGAGGAAAUGCGCCUAGCACACUUUAUCACCAUUGGAAGUGAGUGCUACGCAUCUCUUUCCUCUGACUAUUACAAUGCUGGAAUGGAGGAUUCUGGCGCAGAUGUUCGUGUAGGAUUUGCAAUAUAUAAGGCUUUCAACAAUAUGGAUUUCAUCGCUGCCCAGCGAAUGAGAUUCCGACAAAUGCAUUUUUUCAUGGACAUAUUUAAACGAGCAGAUGUCAUUGUCACACCUAUUACUGGCUGUACAGCUCCUCCAUUGACAAACGAUUCAUUGAAGUACGGGGAACUGAAUUAUAUUACUGGAGCCAAACUCAUGCGUUUUCAAAUUGCGGGAAAUUUUCUGGGGCUUCCAGCUAUCUCUGUUCCUGUGGGACAUGACCACGACGGGUUGCCAAUUGGACUUCAAAUUAUUGGUCGGCCGUGGGGCGAAGCAACGCUCUUGCAACUUGCAGCGGCUAUUGAGAAUUUAUGUGCUCCUCUGCGGAAAAGGCCGGAAGUCCUGUACGAUCUUCUCAUUUGAAAUCAUUCAAUGACGCACUUGAAGCCUCACUCAAGAAUUUUAAACUGAGUGGCAUACCAUGUGUGAUUCUUCAAAAUAGCUUGUAAAUGGGAUCCAUUCAGCUAUUUCGCCACUGUUUAGGUACCCUUCUAUUAGUGUUCAGAAAACUGGACUGUACAAAAUCUCAGAUAGAAAAAGGUACUCUAGAUUGGGUAAGCUGAAUGGAUAUAUAUCUUUCUAGUAAGACGAAAAUAGGAUAAAUUAUAGAUGUCAGGUAGUAGCAGUAAACUUUGCUGCUUUCAGGUUCAAUGUAAGUUCGGGCUGUUUAGGUGAAGUAGGUUCCAGCUUGAGAUUGCCCCCAGUUUUUCCCCUGGUAAUGUGCAGGUGUGCCCAACACCCUCAAAGAUUUAUUUAUUUGUGUACACCACUGUAAGAAUAAAAAUCGUAUUCCACAGCACGGAAAGAUCUUACACUGAUCCACGAUCAUAUUAUAUACUAUAUAUACUGCCAUAUCCCUUUGGUAGAAGUGGCGAUUUAUACUCUUCGAUAUUUUUCUAGUGUUAAAUGAAAUAUGUCAGGGAAAAUUUCACUCGAAAGUGAAUGGUGACUUCACCCUCCUUUCUCAUGUACGAUACUGUCACAAUAUGGACACAACCUGUCAAAUAAAUACCUUCAGUUUUUUUCUCGU